AUGCCAGCUUGCAAGGAGAAGCAAGCUAGAAGUUCCUUAGUGUUUAUGGCUGUGGAGGUUGAGCAAACCUGCUGUCAAGAGUAUUUUGGUGAAAUAGAUCUACUAUCUUCUUCUUUUUGUGUAUUUUCUGCUUGGGCUGGUUUUGGAGAUGUAAUCGCAUGUGUUCCUAUCACAAAACAACCAGCUUUUGAUCAUCCUUUACUCAAAGAUCACAAGAUUCAGCGUGCGAUAGCUUAUGUGAAAGAGAGUAAUUACUAUGGAGCUAAAGAACCUAUAAAUGUGUGGAAGCCAAAGAUACCGAAGCAACAUGAGUUCACCUUCUCGUAG
Molecule: messenger RNA, 327 nt
Organism: Eruca vesicaria subsp. sativa (arugula)
Lineage: Eukaryota; Viridiplantae; Streptophyta; Magnoliopsida; Brassicales; Brassicaceae
Source: the annotation of a GenBank genome assembly